GAAACAACAAUAGAUACAUUUAUCCUUCUCGGAUUUGGGGAUGCCCCUGAACUUCAGAUUCUUCUCUUCUUGGUUUUCUUAAUAAUCUACAGUGCAACCAUGGCUGGAAACAUCAUCAUCAUUGUGUUAGUAACCACAGAUCGUCACCUUCACACUCCCAUGUACUUCUUCCUUGGAAAUCUGUCCUGUCUGGAGACCUUCUACACUUCAACUCUUCUGCCCAGGAUGUUGGGGAGCUUUCUGACAGGAGACAGAAGCAUUUCUGUUGGAGGAUGCUUCGCCCAGCUUUAUUGCUUUGGUACACUAGUGAUUGCUGAAUGUUACCUGCUGGCAUCAAUGUCAUAUGAUCGAUAUUUGGCAAUAUGCAAACCCCUCCAGUAUGCAACCCUCAUGAGCAGAAGACUCUGCUUUCUAUUGUCAGCUGCAUCUUGGCUUUGUGGGAUUACAGUUAUGACUUUACUACUGAGUUUGAUGUCACAGCUGAAAUACUGUGGUCCCCAUGAAAUUGAUCAGUUCUUUUGUGACCUUGCGCCAGUGAUUAAUUUAUCAUGCAGUGACACAACCCUAGUUACACUUGUGGGACUCAUAGUCUCUAUCAUAGAUGGGGUUCCUUCUUGCCUUCUGACAUUGCUGUCUUAUGUGCAUAUAAUUGGUGCUAUUAUACAAAUUCAAUCUUCUGAUGGGAGAAAGAAGGCUUUUGCCACCUGUUCUUCCCACCUCAUUGUAGUUUCCAUAUUUUAUGGUUCUUUGAUAUUUGUAUAUGUGCUACCAAAAAAAGAAACUCUGAAGGAAGUGGAUAAGAUCUUCUCAGUCUUCUACACAGUCUUAACCCCUCUAAUUAAUCCCCUUAUUUACAGUUUAAGAAACAAAGAGGUUAAAAAAGCUUUCAGGAGACGUGUAAAUAAAUGUGGGAUUUCUAAAUUAUUUGUCAGGGAUGCAGAGUAA
Sphaerodactylus townsendi is the source of this 945-nucleotide messenger RNA. RefSeq names its product olfactory receptor 11L1-like. NCBI's taxonomy places the organism in Eukaryota, Metazoa, Chordata, Lepidosauria, Squamata, Sphaerodactylidae. Gene Ontology annotation, cellular component: membrane. The record is from RefSeq and is a predicted model, not a curated record. Gene Ontology annotation, biological process: G protein-coupled receptor signaling pathway. Gene Ontology annotation, molecular function: olfactory receptor activity; G protein-coupled receptor activity. Bases 100 to 945 code for a protein of 281 amino acids. The transcript has a single exon.